Molecule: messenger RNA, 792 nt
Organism: Zingiber officinale
Lineage: Eukaryota; Viridiplantae; Streptophyta; Magnoliopsida; Zingiberales; Zingiberaceae
Product: transcription repressor OFP13-like
Exons: 1
Coding region: 270-785 (171 amino acids)
Biological process (GO): negative regulation of DNA-templated transcription
Source: RefSeq, a predicted model, not a curated record
CAAAUGUUGCUGGUAUCGACACAUGGACCACAUAUAACCAAAAAAGACAUUGAACAACAAAUGCGAUCUAUUGUCACAUUCUCAGUUUUUUAUUGAUCUGCCUGUCAAUUUUUUUUCAAAUUAAAUACUGUAUUGUAUUGGAAUGGGAGAUUUGGAGGGAGACCAUCACGAACAAUGGAGGAAAUCCAUAUUCCUCUAUUUAUUGCUCACUUCUCUGAUCAUUCCAUCAAAUCUGAAAUCCUCUUGAGCCGAGAAGGUCGAAACUGGUCAUGGGCAGAAAACUAGACUUUACCUCCUCCUUCUUCUCUAGAAUAUUAAAGCACAGCACCGCCUCCUCGUCUCCUUGCACGCGACCGAAGACGCUUUCCUUCAGACUGGAGCAUGACCCGGACGGUGCGUUCUUCGACCUCGCCGAGUCGUUGCCGUGCCUAAGUGAGUUGGUGGCCGGCGGGCUGAAAUCGGAGAGGCUCUUCUUUGAGCCGGGGACGACAGAGACGAGCUCUGUGUUGCCGUCGGCGUUGGAGGGGAGCGUGGCGAUGGAAGUGGAGUCGGACGACCCGUAUGAGGAUUUUAAGCGGUCGAUGGAGGAGAUGGUGAUGGCGCAUGGAGUGAGAGACUGGGCGUGGCUGGAAGAGAUGCUGCGGUGGUACCUGAAGGCCAACGGAAAGAGCACCCACGAAGUUAUCGUAGCAGCGUUCGUGGAACUACUUUGGAGAUUCAUUGCUUCCUCUUCCUCUUCCUCUUCCUCUGCUUCAAGAUCUUCUGUUCUUGACACUGAAGAGUAAGAAAAGA